CCCAUUCUGGUUCGCAGAAGUCGAGUCUACGGUAGUGCAACAUCUAUGCUGUCUGUAGACCGUUACGUCUUUUCAUUGGCCCGGAGUCUACGGUGAGCGUAGACACUGUAGACUCGGCCCAAUAGGAGCGCCGAAUCCCACUGUAGACGACCAAUCGACUGGUCGACGGAAGUUGCGUCACCAAAACAACAACACGCAGCGGACCAGCGAAGAAGCCGGCAAGUCCGCUAUUUUUCAUGGAAACUGGCAUUUCUUUUAUGUUUAUGUCUUGGUAUGGCGACACCAACGAUUCGGGUAGUUAAUCCAGAUGCCCCUGCACAUCGUCAGCAGGCUCUACUUAUGGCAACCAAAGAGGCACGUUACUACCGGGUGAGAAGUAUGGUCUUCCCCAAACCUCCACAGGAGCUGCUCAGUCAUGAGUCAAGUCACUGCCUUGACUCAUGCAGAGAAGCUGCUUCAAGCCGAGGGUAUCCAUGUGCCUUCACGUCAGCAGUGCCUGGGAAAGCUGGUGGUGCCAUUUGGACAACAUGAACAUGCACCAUUUCGGUGGCUCGUUGCAAACGACGUGGGAUAUAUGAAGUACAUACUUGACAGGCACAGAACAGAGGUGACAAAUCCACAAAGAAAGGGAGAGAUGGGGAACCAGUGGGUGAAGGAUUACCUCACAGAAUAUGCAGAAAGCUUCCCUCAAGUCUCCGUAGUCCUCGAGGCCAACAUUGACAGGUGCAUCUAUGGUCAGAAAAGUUUUGAAGAUCACACCUUUCAAGAGAUGUGGGAAUUAUAUUGUCAGUACAGCAGCCAAAAGGACAGACCUGAGAAGUUCAGUAAUGAGCAGAGGGAGGUCAUUCAGAAGGCACACAGUUCUGUGAAGAGGUGGUUGAACACACCAGUGACGCACAUCACAAGCACCCAAAUGAAGAGGUUCAGAAAAUAUAUAUAUGACAAGGAACAACAACGGCUGACAAGUACCCCCAGGUGUGAUCCUUCAUUGUGGCCAAGUGAUGAUGCUGAACUGAUAGCUGCAUCCCAGUCUGUGGAAGAUUCACUGAAGUCCCAACACUCCUUGUCUGCAAGUCAACCUUUAAAGCAACAGCUGACAAGCAGAGGUGUUUCCUCCUCCCAGACGUCUGGAACAUAGGAGAACUCAGCUCCCCUGUCCAAGGAGUUUGAGAACACUGUACAGUCACCACAUCAAAAUAAAUCUACUGUGCAGCCCAAACAUCGUGAGUCCACAGAGGCUGCCAUACAGUCCAAAAAACUUGACACUGUUGGAUUCACUGAGUCAUCUGCAUCCCAGGGUCAUGAUCAUACAACACAAUUACUGUUGAGUCAUUCACCUGUAGGUGAUAUUUAUUUGAAAUCAGACUAUUUCAGUUAGAGCGUGUGUGUGUGCGUGCGCGCGCACGUGCGUG
Messenger RNA from Oreochromis niloticus (Nile tilapia), 1412 nucleotides. RefSeq lists its product as uncharacterized. The record is from RefSeq and is a predicted model, not a curated record. Bases 416 to 1138 code for a protein of 240 amino acids. NCBI's taxonomy places the organism in Eukaryota, Metazoa, Chordata, Actinopteri, Cichliformes, Cichlidae. The transcript has 5 exons.